AUGUGGGGGCUCCUGUUCGCCCUGGCAGCAUGCGCCCCUCUUGUCGGCACGGGUCUGGGGGCACCCAGCGACGCAGUUUUGAAUCUUGCGCCGCCUGCGACCACCGAGGCCUCGAUCUCAACCUCGACCCCACGAAGCAGCCCGGCGCAGUCACUCAUGAAGAACGUGAACGGAACCACACGACAGCGUGUCCGGAUGCGUGUCAUAAAGAAGAAAAAGAUCAUCACGAGGAAGCGUAAGAAGAUAACUAGCCCUAUGCCUCCAGUGACCACCAAUCCUGCAAGGAUCCUUAACUUCCCGAAGGAGCCAAAACCAGACUGUCCCCCUUUGGGCCUGGAGUCCUUGCGAGUUUCAGAUAGCCAACUUGAGGCAUCUAGCAGCCAGUCCUUUGGUCUUGGACCACACCGAGGACGACUCAACCUCCAGUCAGGCCUGGAAGAUGGUGAUCUGUAUGAUGGGGCCUGGUGUGCUGAGCAGCAAGAUGCUGAACCGUGGCUUCAGGUGGAUGCUGGGCACCCCACUCGCUUCUCAGGUGUCAUCACACAGGGCAGGAACUCUAUUUGGAGGUAUGACUGGGUCACAUCAUACAAGGUCCAGUUCAGCAACGAUAGUCGGAGCUGGUGGGGGAGCAGGAACCACAGCAGUGGGAUGGACGCAAUAUUUCCAGCCAAUUGGGACCAAGAGACCCCAGUGCUGAACCUCCUGCCAGAUCCCCAGGUGGCCCGUUACAUUCGCCUGCUGCCCCAGACCUGGCUCAAGGAAGGCACAUCUUGCCUCCGGGCAGAGAUCUUGGCGUGCCCAGUCUCAGAUCCUAAUAGCCUCUUCCCUGAGGCCUCUGCAAUGGCAUCCUCUGACCCUCUGGAUUUUCGGCAUCAUGAUUAUAAGGCCAUGAGGAAGCUGAUGAAGCAGGUGAACGAGCAGUGCCCCAAUAUCACCCGCAUCUACAACAUUGGCAAGAGCCACCAGGGCCUGAAGCUGUAUGUGAUGGAAAUGUCGGACCACCCCGGGGAGCAUGAGCUGGGUGAGCCUGAGGUGCGCUAUGUGGCAGGCAUGCAUGGGAACGAGGUCCUGGGGAGAGAAUUGCUUUUGCUGCUGAUGCAGUUCUUGUGCCGUGAGUACCUGCGAGGGGACCCACGGGUGACCCGGCUGCUCACAGAGAUGCGCCUUCAUCUUCUGCCUUCCAUGAACCCUGAUGGCCAUGAGAUCGCCUACCGCCGGGGCUCAGAGCUAGUGGGCUGGGCAGAGGGCCGCUGGAACUACCAGGGCAUUGACCUUAACCACAAUUUUGCUGACCUCAAUACACCUCUGUGGACUGCGGAGGAUGAUGGAUUGGUACCCCACACUGUCUCCAACCAUCACCUGCCAAUGCCUACUUACUACACCCUGCCCAAUGCCACUGUGGCCCCUGAAACAUGGGCAGUGAUUGAGUGGAUGCAGCGGAUCCCCUUUGUGCUGAGUGCCAACCUCCAUGGUGGUGAGCUCGUGGUGUCUUACCCAUUUGACAUGACUCGGACUCCCUGGGCUGCCCGUGAACUCACUCCCACUGCUGAUGAUGCUGUGUUUCGCUGGCUCAGCACCGUCUAUGCUGGCACGAAUCGGGCCAUGCAGGAGCCGGACCGCCGCCCAUGCCACAACCAAGACUUCUCCUUGAAUGGCAAUGUCAUCAACGGGGCUGACUGGCACACUGUCCCUGGGAGCAUGAAUGACUUCAGCUACCUCUAUACCAACUGCUUUGAGGUCACUGUAGAACUAUCCUGUGACAAGUUCCCACAUGAAAGUGAGCUGGCCCAGGAAUGGGAGAACAACAAAGAUGCUCUGCUCACCUACCUGGAACAGGUGCGCAUGGGCAUUACGGGAGUUGUGCGGGACAAGGACACAGAGCUUGGGAUCGCUGAUGCUGUCAUUGCCGUGGAAGGGAUUAACCAUGAUGUAACAACAGCAUGGGGCGGGGAUUACUGGAGGCUGCUGACUCCAGGGGACUAUGAGGUGACCGCCAGUGCCGAGGGCUACCAUUCAGUGACACGGAACUGUCGAGUUACCUUUGAAGAGGGGCCUGUCCCCUGCAAUUUCCGCCUCACCAAGACACCCAAACAGAGACUGCGAGAGCUGCUGGCAGCAGGGGCCAAGGUGCCCCCCGACCUUCGGAGGCGACUGGAGCAGUUGAGGAAACAGAGGAAUUAGAACAGAAGAAUUCUCUGGCUAGAAGCCCUAAAGCCUUGGGCAGGCUGGACCUGUCCAGAACUAAGGGAGAGGGUAGAGAAUGGGGAGGGAGGGUUAAAGGGUAGGGGAGAGGGGGUCAAGCUCAUUAAAGCUACCUGGCACCUCAGC
Chrysochloris asiatica (Cape golden mole) is the source of this 2328-nucleotide messenger RNA. It is a transcript of the gene CPXM1, whose product is annotated as carboxypeptidase X (M14 family), member 1. NCBI's taxonomy places the organism in Eukaryota, Metazoa, Chordata, Mammalia, Afrosoricida, Chrysochloridae. The coding region runs from base 1 to 2181 and encodes 726 amino acids. The record is from RefSeq and is a predicted model, not a curated record. Gene Ontology annotation, molecular function: zinc ion binding; metallocarboxypeptidase activity. The transcript is spliced from 14 exons. Gene Ontology annotation, biological process: proteolysis.